This is a messenger RNA of Folsomia candida, 550 nucleotides long. Its product is annotated as histone H2B.3. NCBI's taxonomy places the organism in Eukaryota, Metazoa, Arthropoda, Collembola, Entomobryomorpha, Isotomidae. The coding region runs from base 36 to 413 and encodes 125 amino acids. Gene Ontology annotation, cellular component: nucleosome. The transcript has a single exon. The record is from RefSeq and is a predicted model, not a curated record. Gene Ontology annotation, molecular function: protein heterodimerization activity; structural constituent of chromatin; DNA binding.
ACAAAUCGAUCACAAAGCCAAACAAGUUUCUCAACAUGCCCCCAAAAACCGGAGGAAAGGCUUCAGGAAAGAAAGCCGUGUCGAAGGCCAAGAACAUUUCGAAGGGGGACGGGAAGAAGCGUCACCGCAAGAGGAAGGAGUCCUACGCCGUGUACAUUUACAAGGUCCUCAAGCAGGUCCACCCCGACACUGGCGUCUCCUCCAAAGCCAUGUCCAUCAUGAACUCCUUCGUCAACGACAUUUUCGAGCGAAUCGCCUCCGAAGCGUCCCGUCUCGCCCACUACAACAAGAGGUCAACCAUCACUUCUCGGGAAAUCCAGACGGCCGUUCGCCUCCUCCUCCCAGGAGAACUCGCCAAGCACGCUGUCUCUGAGGGCACCAAAGCUGUGACCAAGUACACCUCCUCCAAGUAAUCACACAAAUCAAAUAAGACUACAAAAACAAGACCCGAGAGAUGUUUUAAGCUCUAAAGAUGCAGAUGACCAUGUAUUAUUUAAAGUUCAACAUUCUGAAUGUGAAGGAAACCCAACGGCCCUUUUAAGGGCCACCA